Molecule: messenger RNA, 5979 nt
Organism: Mirounga angustirostris (Northern elephant seal)
Lineage: Eukaryota; Metazoa; Chordata; Mammalia; Carnivora; Phocidae
Gene: CATSPER4
Product: cation channel sperm associated 4
Exons: 13
Coding region: 1-1299 (432 amino acids)
Biological process (GO): flagellated sperm motility; transmembrane transport; sperm capacitation
Cellular component (GO): CatSper complex; acrosomal vesicle; membrane
Molecular function (GO): voltage-gated calcium channel activity; calcium-activated cation channel activity
Source: RefSeq, a predicted model, not a curated record
AUGGCUAGUGAGCGCUUCCAAAGGGCUGUUCACGAGCCCUACUCCUGGUCGGAGGAGCAAGUGCUCAUCAACCGCCGAGACAUCAUGAGCACCAAGGAUGCCUGGGACAUCCAGGAGUUCAUCACUCGCAUGUAUGUCAAGCAGCUGCUUCGACACCCGGCCUUCCGGCUGCUUCUGGCCUUGCUGCUGGUGGUCAACGCCAUCACCAUUGCUCUGCGCACCAACUCCUUCCUUGGCCAGAAACACUAUGAGUUGUUCUCUACCAUAGAUGACAUUGUGCUGACCAUCCUUAUCUGUGAGGUUCUCCUUGGCUGGUUAAAUGGCUUCUGGAUUUUCUGGAAGGACGGCUGGAACAUCCUCAACUUCCUUAUCAUCUUUAUCUUGCUCCUGGGGUUCUUCAUUAAUGAACUCAAUGUCAACGCUCUCACCUAUACCCUCAGGGCGCUUCGUCUGGUGCAUGUCUGCAUGGCGGUGGAGCCUCUGGCCCGGAUCAUCCGUGUCAUCCUGCAGUCGGUGCCCGACAUGGCCAAUAUCAUGACCCUCAUCCUUUUCUUCAUGCUGGUGUUUUCCGUGUUUGGGGUCACUCUCUUUGGUGCAUUUGUGCCCAUGCAUUUCCAGAACAUGCAGGUUGCCCUGUAUACUCUCUUCAUCUGCAUCACCCAAGAUGGCUGGGUGGACAUCUAUAAUGACUUUCAGAUAGAGACAAGAGAGUACGCAAUGGAGAUUGGGGGCGCCAUCUACUUUGCCAUCUUCAUCACCAUUGGUGCCUUCAUUGGCAUCAACCUGUUGGUCGUUGUGGUGACCACCAAUCUGGAGCAGAUGAUGAAGGCAGGAGAGCAGGGGCAACUGCAUCAGAUAAACUUCAGUGAGAGAGGCAUGCAGGACCUGGAUGGAGGUAACGAGCUGCCCCUGGUGCACUGUGUGGUCGCCCGGUUGGAGAUGUCCGGCGCCCCGCAGGAGCCACUGUCGGGAGGCCACCUGUCUAACCUCUCAGAAAACACCUGUGACAACUUUUGUUUGGUGCUGGAGGCAAUACAGGAGAACUUGAUGCAGUACAAGGAGAUCCGAGAUGAGCUCAACACGAUAGUGGAGGAAGUCCGCUCCAUCCGCUUCAACCAGGAGCAGGAGGAGGAGCUGAUCCACAAGCACUUGUCACUGAGCCUGUCGGUGGUGAGCGGGUCCUCCCUGGACAUCCGCGACAUGACUUGCCAGCAAGACUUGAUCACAGCGCUCAUCAACAGGGAAAAGGUUCAGGAAUCCAACACAAACAUACUCCUUAAACACAAGACCAGCCGCUGAGAGGCAGGAUGGGAGCCAAGGGGCCUGAGCACACACACCCACCUGCAUCUUCCUACAUCUCUACGUGACUUGGCACAGUCUGGCCUGAGCCCAUCUUCUCCCUUACACCUAGGCAGAUGCCUGGGGCUGUGAAGGGGGUGGCAUCUCCAGGGCUUGUGUCUGUGAGCCUCAGGUCCAGAGGAAUUCAGAUGGACAAGGAUGCUGGAUGAGAGAGGGAGCCCCACAGCAAAGAAUGAGCACAGAAGGGGGGUGCUGGCCAAGGCAGCCAGGAUUUGUCCUAAGGAUGGACUUUCCUGGCCCCCUGCUUUAGGCCAGAGCUAGCUGGGGCCCAAGUGCACCAGGAGGAGAAAGGUGAGGCCAGUGGGGCCAGACAUCUAUGUAUUGACAAUAAAGUUUUGUGUUGGGAUCAAUAUGUCUGACUGGUGGAUCUCCAAACUUGGGGCAAUCUUGCCCCAGGUCUGAUGGGCAAGACAGAUCUUUCCCCUCAAAAGCCUCUUUGUCUGAUGGGAGAGUUACUGACUGCCCUCUAGAGCUUUCCAGUCUAAAGGGAAAGAGAAUGUACCCUGAAAAUUUCUGACUUAAUGGUAGGGAUGUAAUCUCCCCGUAGUGUUCUAAAUUUUUUUUGGUGGGGGAGGGGGUGGGAAUCUGGUUCUCAUGGUUGGGAGCCCCAGUCUGAUGAAGGAGACAGCCUGAAGAUAGAGAAGACUGGUCCUCAUUCUGGGGGGCCCUAGUCUGAUGAGGUCACCACUGACCAGUCAUGCAGGUACAGGCAGUUCUAUCCUGGGGCAAUGGAGAAUGACUGCCAACGCGUGGCUCCUGGCAGGCUUUCCAGAGGAGAGGAACACUGGAGCUUGCUGGAAGAUCGCAGGAGGAGUUUGUGGGUCAGAUGAAUGAGAUCUGGUGGGGUACUUGGGACCUGUUGAGGUCUCCUUGGGACCUUCACACUAAAGACUGUUGAGAGCCACAGCAAGUUCCUGAGCUAGGAAUGCAAGAGUCUGAGAAAGCUGCGGCAGUCAUAGGCAUUAGGAAGAGCUGCCUUGGAGGACUGGCCUCUCAUCCUUGGAUGGAGCCCUCAGUCUUCCUGGUGAGCACCCACCUUAUACUCUUCUCAUCUAUCCUUCUCCGGGGGCUCUCACAGACCAGAAGAGAGGGGAAGAAGAUGACAAAAGAAGAGACAGAAGGUAGUGUCCCCAAGAAGAUCUUAUAAUGCACUAUUACAACCCAAGGGGCUGAGUCAAGUACAGCAGACUCCACAAAAGUCUCUGUGCCUAAGGGGCCUACAGCGUGCUCAUUGACAACCUUGGCUCUAACCAACAAUGGGAGAGACAACGUCUCUGUGGUUCCACUUAACCCCUCAGCAACAAUCAGGAGGUCAGCAAUGUCAGCGUCCCAGAAGAGUACAACACCAGCUACUCCUCUCACUUCACCACAAGCCAACAGCUCUGCUGCCCCACCAAGCAGAAAACCCCAAUACUUGAGACUCAGGAGGAGAGAUCCAAAAACACAGCCUUGUCUAGCAUGGCCACUUCAGCUAAGCCCUGAAAUAGAAUCAGAGAGCUCCAACCACAGCCCCAUUAGCAUCGAGCUCCAUAAUCAAUGGAUUGGAAUCAUCAGUGUCCACUGACUCUCAGGUAUCAGCCACGAUCACAGUUCUAACAGCAUUAAACAUACCGGGUGAUGACAUCAUAUUAGUGAGGUCCAUGACAGCCACUGUGUCUGAGAGGUCAGCCACAGUGAUUUCCCCGACGACACUGAACAGGAUCACUGAUGUGAAAGAAUCUCUACCCACGACAACCAUUGCAGUCGUCCAUGCCACUUCACUAACCCUGACCAUUCUCGGGACGACUGUCCUGGAACGACCGCAUCUGGGACUCAGCAAGGAGACUACAGCUGCACCCCCAGCCCCAACAAUAGCCCUCAUGAGGAGCAUCACAGCCCUGCUGCACAGACACCUUCCUGGCCAGUGGGAUCAGCCCCGUCACCUGAGAGAGCAGCUGCUCAUUUGACAGCCCUCAUCCCCAGCUCCUUGGGGACAGCAAUGUCCUCUGACAUGACUGGCUCCAGGCAGGCUUCCCCUAAACGCACCCAGAGUAGUAGUCCCAGAGCCAGAGCCUGUGCUUUGGACAAGUACCCAGCUGAUGGGGGAGUCUGUAUGUGAAAUGACAGCUACUACACCCACUCAGGUGAGUCUGAGCAGCUCAUGCCCGUACAGCGAAGAAGAGGCGGGGGCCAGAGUGGACAUCGUAACCCUAGGACGGCCCAGACAAAUGUGUGUCCAAUGGCUAUGGGAGGGCCAGUGAGGUUUGCCCAGACAUUGGCAUCUGGAGGGUCCAUUGGGGUAGAGGUGGUUUUUCUAGUAAGAGGACAGGUAGCUGAGCACAUGAGGUUGUGGCAGUAAGUUCAGGAUGCUGGAACAAAAUACCACAGACUGGGCGGCUUAUAAACAAGAGAAUUUUAUUUCUCACAGUUCUGGACGCUGGAAGUCCAAGUUCAAGUCACCAGCAGAUUAGGUAUCUGGUGAAGCCCACUUCCUGGUUCAUAGACAACUGUUUUCUCUCUGUGUCCUCACAUAGUACAAGGGGCAAGGGAGCUCUCUGGGGUCUCCUUUAUAAGGGCACUAAUGUCAUCCAUGUGGGCUCCAUCUUCAUGACCUGAUCACCUCCAAAGGCCUUACCACCUAAUACCAUCAUUAUCUGGUGUUAGGAUUUAACAUAUGGAUGGGGGGGCAUAAAAAUUCACUCUGUAGCAGAGAUAGAAUGGACAAUUCAUCAGCCCCCAGCGCCCGGGACCCCAACUGACCAGAGAAUGAAUCUUCCCAAAGGAAGGAACUAUAGCCCCAGCAGAGGCCAGGAGGGGCCAGAUCGUUGUUGGGACAAGACCAGUGUGGCAGAUAUUACAGAGAGGCUGAAUUCACAGGGCCUCCCUCAAGUGGUGCAGCUAACUCCCAGGCUCACCCUCUGGCAGGGCAGAAGCUGGGUCCUGGAACCAAAAAGAUGAUGGUGUCCUCCAUAUGUCUGCCAUUGUCAAAGUAAUUCUAACUCCCAAACCUUUAAAUUUUAUCAAAUUCUGGGCACCUGGGUGGCUCAGUUGGUUAAGCGACUGCCUUCGGCUCAGGUCAUGAUCCUGGAGUCCCGGGAUCAAGUCCCGCAUUAGGCUCCCUGCUCGGCAGGGAGUCUGCUUCUCCCUCUGACCCUCCCCCCUCUCAUGUGCUCUCUCUUUCUCAUUCUCUCUGUCUCAAAUAAAUAAAUAAAAUCUUUAAAAAAAAUUUUUUAUCAAAUUCUGAUUUUCCUAAAAUGACUACUCUGCUUUUUAAAAUACCAAAUUCCUUCAAAAAAUACUUCUUUUCAUCACUGGAUAAUCCAGCCUUGGAAUGAAGCUUCCAUUACAUUCAAAACUAGGCAGUGCUUAACUUAGGGGCCAGUAUUUUCCAAAAUGUGUUUUGUGGGACACCAGCGCUUUGGGAUUUCAACAGAUGUUACACACACAAAAAAGGGUGGGGUUCUAUUGUUAAAUAUAUUGGGAAACUACUGGAUUAAACAAAAUGGUUUCUUGACUGCAGGACUUUUCAGAGCUUUUACUAUUCCACUAUCCACUGUGACUCCCUUAAAAAUCAUAUUUUUUAAAAAGAUUUUAUUUAUUUUUUGACAGAGAGAGAGACAGAGAGAGAGGGAACACAAGCAGGGGGAGUGGGAGAGGGAGAAGCAGCUUCCCACGGAGCCGGAAGCCCGAUGCAGGGCUCGAUCCCAGGACCCUGGGAUCAUGCCCUGAGGUGAAGGCAGACGCUUAAUGACUGAGCCACCCAGGUGCCCAUAAAAAUCAUAUUUUUAAAGCAGAUUAUAGCAUGCAUUUCCCAAGUGUAUCUGUCCCUAGACUCCUCAUUCUGAGGAAUAUUUAUGCAGCACCUUGGAAUAUACCCAGCUGCAGAGGAGAGGAAUUCAGAUGAGAGCAGAGCAGAGCUGGGCAGGCAGAAGUGACUGGGGUGACAAGUCCAACCCAGGGGGUUUUAGUAAAGCCCUGAGUAGGUGCUGGCUCAUUAGAAGAUUAUCCCCGUGUCAACAAACUGUAUUGGUGAGACUGGGGAUGUGCGCUCAUUUGUAAAAUGCUGUAUGUAUCCCCCCACAGAUAUUAUGAAGUAUAUCCUGUGUUUUCAUGCACUGAGAAUGAAACAGCUUUUCUUUUCUUUUCUUUUUAAAGAUUUUGUUUAUUUAUUUGACAGAGAAACAGAGACAGCUUUUCUUUUUGUGUUCAUGGUUUUCCAGGUUAGUAGGAACAUGGACUCUGCAAGAUAGACUAUCUGGGUUUGAACUACGCCUCAUUUUCUUCUGCUGGGGUAAUAAGAGCACAUUUACUGCAUAGCAUUCGUGUUUGAGGGUUAGCUUUGUUGAUAUUAUUAUUUGGUCCUCUGUAUCACAACAUACUAUUGAUUGCAAUAGCAGAAAGUUAUGUGACUGACUUAACCCCCACCCUGCCCCGCCGAACACACACUGGUACAAAGCACCUUAAAUUGUAACCUGUCCCUCUGACCAAACAUGCCUGCCCAAACAGAAACAGUGAGCUUUUUUUAAAAAGGAAAGGGAGAAAAGUCUUAAAAUUCAAAAUAAUAAAACAAGUACAGAAAUGCUUAACACUAAUAUCUCCAUUACGUUUUGCUUUUUAAUGACUUUUAAACAUCUCAUUCCA